Eutrema salsugineum is the source of this 879-nucleotide messenger RNA. RefSeq names its product elongation of fatty acids protein 3-like. Bases 1 to 879 code for a protein of 292 amino acids. Gene Ontology annotation, molecular function: fatty acid elongase activity. Gene Ontology annotation, biological process: sphingolipid biosynthetic process; fatty acid elongation, polyunsaturated fatty acid; very long-chain fatty acid biosynthetic process. The record is from RefSeq and is a predicted model, not a curated record. Lineage: Eukaryota; Viridiplantae; Streptophyta; Magnoliopsida; Brassicales; Brassicaceae. Gene Ontology annotation, cellular component: endoplasmic reticulum membrane. The transcript has a single exon.
AUGGAAUCGGUUUACUCCACCCUAACCUACUGGCUCGUGGACCAUCCCAACAUCUCAAACUUCACGUGGACCGAAGGUGAAACCCUUGGCUCCACCGUCUUCUUCGUCUCCGUCGUGGUCUCCGUUUACCUCUGCGCCACAUUCUUCCUCCGAUCAGCUGUCCAUUCACUCCCUUCACUCUCUCCCCGCAUUCGCAAACCAAUCACGGCCGUCCACAGUUUGAUCCUCUUCCUACUCUCCUUAAUAAUGGCCGUUGGUUGCACUCUCUCCCUAGCCUCGUCUCACGCGCCCUCCGGUGGUCCGACGGCGCGUUUCCUAUACGCCGUCUGUCUCCCAGUCGACGUGGAACCUAAAGGACCGCUUUUCUUUUGGGCUCAAGUCUUCUACCUCUCGAAGAUCCUCGAGUUCGGAGACACCAUCCUCAUCUUGCUCGGCAAAUCAAUCCACCGGCUCUCCUUCCUCCACGUGUACCACCACGCGACGGUUGUGGUCAUGUGCUACCUCUGGCUCCGAACCCGCCAAUCUAUGUUUCCGGUUGGGCUCGUGAUGAACUCGACGGUCCACGUCAUCAUGUAUGGUUACUACUUCCUCUGCGCCGUCGGAUACAGGCCCACGUGGAAGAGGUUGGUGACGGAUUGUCAGAUUGUGCAGUUCAUUUUGAGCUUCGUAAUAGCCGGUUGGUUGGUCCGAGAUCAUUUUUUCGGGUCGGGUUGCUCCGGGAUUUGGGGAUUAUACUUCAACGGUGUGUUUAAUGCUUCUCUCUUAGCUCUCUUCUUCAACUUCUAUUUCAAGAACUAUGUCAAGAAGACAACACUAGAGAGGUGUGCAAAAAAAGCCAUUGAUAUUUAUUAUUCUAAGGAAAUGGUUAAAUUGUCUUGA